CCCCAACUCAUUUGGAAGGAUACGAAAUCCAGGAACUAGCCAGUAUAAAACAACCCCAUUACUCUCUCGUUUCAGAUCAAAAUACUUGUAAUAACCUAAGGCCAGCUGAAUCCCCCAUGGCAGACAGAAGGCCUUUGCUUCCGUCCGACCCCGAUGCCCUUCCCACAGCCUACGCCGGAUCCUCCUCCUCUCCGGAGAUCCGGCGGAUACACGUGAAGGAGGUCCUGGCGAUGUUCGCCGGGGUUGUGAUGGUUUCUUUGUUGGUGGUCAUUAUAGGGAAUACUGGUCAUGAUCAGGAGGCCGGGAAUGCCAGCCACCACCGGAACUACAUGCCUGAUAAGCCAAUGCCAUUGACUUCGUCUUCGCCGACCAAUGAGACUGCGACCAUACCAGACAAGUUGCAGGCGGUGUCACGUGGCAUGGCGGCCGGAGUGUCGGAGAAGUCGAGCCGGUUGUACAGCAGCGGCUUCGGGGCAGGCACGCCGGUGUAUCCGUGGAACAAUAGCAUGUUGUCGUGGCAGAGGACUGCCUUCCAUUUUCAGCCGGAGAAGAAUUGGAUGAAUGAUCCCAACGGUCCAUUAUUCUACAAGGGUUGGUACCAUUUUUUCUACCAGUACAAUCCCAAAGGUGCAGUUUGGGGAAACAUAGUAUGGGGUCAUGCAGUAUCCAGAGACUUGAUCCAUUGGCUUCACCUUCCUCUAGCAAUGGUAGCUGAUCAAUGGUAUGACAUCAAUGGAGUCUGGACUGGCUCUGCUACAAUUCUCCCCAAUGGCCAAAUUGUCAUGCUCUACACUGGUUCAACCAACGAGUCCGUCCAGGUCCAAUGUCUUGCAUACCCUGCUGACCACAAUGACCCUCUCCUCACCAAGUGGAUCAAGUACUCCGGCAACCCGGUUCUAUUCCCCCCUCCCGGGAUCGGAAUCAAGGACUUCCGGGACCCGACCACCGCUUGGUACACCAAAGAAGGCAAAUGGAGGAUCACAAUCGGGUCCAAGGUUAACAAAACUGGUAUAUCUUUAGUUUAUGACACCAAGGACUUUAUUAAGUAUGAGCAGCUUGAUGGUGUGCUUCAUGCUGUGCCUGGUACUGGAAUGUGGGAAUGCAUUGAUUUUUAUCCGGUGUCGAAAACUAGUGACAAGGGGCUGGACACUUCUGAGAAUGGUGCUGAUGUGAAGCAUGUGAUAAAGACUAGCCUUGAUGAUGAUAGGAAUGAUUACUAUGCAUUGGGGAGUUAUAACGAGCAGACUGGAAAAUGGGUUCCUGAUAAUCCAAACAUUGAUGUUGGGAUUGGGAUUAGGUAUGAUUAUGGGAAAUUCUAUGCUUCCAAGACCUUCUAUGAUCAGAACAAGCAGAGAAGGGUGUUGUGGGGAUGGAUUGGAGAGUCUGAUAGUGAAAAUGCUGAUGUCCAGAAGGGUUGGGCAUCUCUUCAGGGAAUUCCAAGAACAGUGUUGUUUGAUCAAAAGACUGGUAGCAAUCUACUUCAAUGGCCAGUGGAGGAGAUUGAGAAAUUGAGAUUGAAUAUGAACAACUUCGACAGAGUACAAGUCAAGGCAGGGUCAGUGGUGCCACUUGACGUUGGCACAGCCACACAGUUGGACAUCGUCGCAGAGUUUGAGUUGGAUCAGACGGUUUUAGAGAGCACAGCUGAAUCUAACGAGGAAUUCAGUUGCCAAACUAGUGGUGGAGCUGGCAAACGCGGCGCAUUGGGACCCUUUGGUCUUCUUGUUCUUGCGGAUGACGGCCUCACUGAGCGCACUCCUGUCUACUUUUAUGUUGUCAAGGGAUCUGGUGGCACUGUCAAUACCUACUUCUGUGCUGAUCAAACAAGGUCUACUGUGGCAAAUGAUGUUGUUAAACAAGUUAGUGGUAGCUAUGUUCCAGUGCUGAAAGGUGAAAAGCUGUCUGUGAGAAUACUGGUUGAUCAUUCGAUCAUUGACAGCUUUGCUCAAGGUGGACGAACAACGAUAACAACGCGCGUUUACCCAACUCAAGCAAUUUAUGGAGCUGCAAGGCUUUUCUUGUUCAACAAUGCUACUGAGACCAGUGUUACUGCCUCACUCCAGGUAUGGCAGAUGAACUCUGCCUUCAUACGCCCAUUUUCACCUGAUGCAGCAAGCCAUGCAAGCUUCACCCCUGUCACAAUAUUCAUCAAUUUCAUCGUCCCAUUCGGACUAUUUUUAACUUUAUAUUUUGUAAGAUAAGAAAGAUAAUUGAUUUGGUCCGCGGAUGGUAGUAUGGAAACAUUAAUUCUUUUUGUCGAAGAGUUCAG
This is a messenger RNA of Fragaria vesca subsp. vesca, 2269 nucleotides long. Its product is annotated as acid beta-fructofuranosidase-like. The record is from RefSeq and is a predicted model, not a curated record. The transcript has 7 exons. The coding region runs from base 117 to 2201 and encodes 694 amino acids. Gene Ontology annotation, biological process: carbohydrate metabolic process. NCBI's taxonomy places the organism in Eukaryota, Viridiplantae, Streptophyta, Magnoliopsida, Rosales, Rosaceae. Gene Ontology annotation, molecular function: beta-fructofuranosidase activity.